Messenger RNA from Aspergillus wentii DTO 134E9, 1562 nucleotides. RefSeq names its product nuclear transport factor 2 family protein. The record is from RefSeq and is a predicted model, not a curated record. The transcript has 2 exons. Gene Ontology annotation, biological process: response to xenobiotic stimulus. NCBI's taxonomy places the organism in Eukaryota, Fungi, Ascomycota, Eurotiomycetes, Eurotiales, Aspergillaceae. Gene Ontology annotation, molecular function: DNA-binding transcription factor activity. Bases 357 to 1148 code for a protein of 263 amino acids.
UGUAUCUAGAAGAACUGGGAAGUGAUGGUUGCAGAUUCCAGGAAGAAUCAUGUCUUGCUUUAUCUGCUUGCGUCUGUCGGAAUAUUUCAUACGCCUGAAAGGCUUCAUUUCGGCGAUCUAUCCAAAUGCCCGACUGAAAUAUCCCGGGCCACAGCAUGGGAAUAUCUCUUUCUCAUUGCCUGUCUGGGUUACACCAUCUAGAGCAACAUCGGUAGAUUUAUCCUCUCCCCCAUGGCUUCGGCGAUUUUGUCUGGGCGUAUAUGAAGGAAGAAUGUAGACAGUAGUCUUAUGGAGAUGGAGGUUCUCAUCAACAGAAUUCGAUCAAUACUGUAGCACUCACCACUCAUCAAGUCCUCAUGGUUGCCUCUCGAUAUCUUCUCCAGGCUCUAGUGGCCUUGGCCCUUCCAGCGGCUACCAUCGGCCGGGCGUUCUUCCCGUUUCAACAGAUGCAAAUGCACCAUCAACAGUCUCAAAUCCCACUGGAAGAUCCAGGGUGUGAUGGUUCUGGUCUCGUCGAUCCAGAUGGCCGCUGCAAUGGCAAUGGGAUCAUCGACAACCCUACAGACCCAAAGGAUAGAGAAGGAUUCCGCUUCGAGAACCCCUCGACCAACUGCAAAUAUGUCUCCCAGAUGCACAUCUGGGACUCGUUCAAGGAUCUGGAGAAGGAUAUGAACAAGUUAUUCACGCUGAUCCAUAAGAAUGUCAGCUUCACAGUUGUUGGCCAUCAUCCCAUCGCUGGGCACUACCAUGACUUGAUGCAUUUCUAUGUCAACGCCCUUCGUCGAGUCAGCGUAUUGUUUUAUGACCAUGCGGAAAAGUUUGAAAUCCAUCCCCAGGCUAUCCACGGAGGGUGUAAUGAGCGGUGGUCUGUUCAGGAAGUCCAGUUUAAAGGAAUCAUGAACUCAGGCGAUCCAUUUGACAUUGUCAACGUCUGGGUUACCCGAUGGUACGAAGGGCAGAUGGUAGAGAUUCGAACGUAUAUCGAUGCAGCACGAAUCAUGGAAGCACUGCACAAGAAUGAAAUCUGGUGGAACGGAACUACUUUCCGAGACAAUCUGCAGUAUAUGCCCGGUCCUGCUGGUAUGCCGGAUCUGAAGCAAUUGGAGGAUCUGAUGGGUUAUCCAGAUGGCCGCAAGUAUGAAGACUGAGGGACUUGUUCACCGUAGGGAUUGGAAUUAGCAGUGGAUGGUAGGCAAUUGGGAAUUUGACGCUGUGGGAGGACCAACUGCUGUUAUCUCGGAUACAAAAGUCAGGGGCAAUGAACUGAAUAAACCGUAAACCCAAUAUUGCACCGAGGAUAAAAUCUCCCAAUAAUAAAAGAAGAAGGGCGAAGGACAGAUGGAAGUUGAUCAAAGUCAAAGUCGAUCCGGUCUUUCCCCGCACAUUCAAUUUAUUUCACAUGGGGAACUUCUCGCCAACUUUCUUCUCCUUCUCCAACUUUCAUCCACCAUUGAAAGAACAGCCCAGAUUGGAAUGAAGCUAUUCUCCAAUUUGAAUAUGCUACUUUUCUAGAACACUACCAUGAGUGAAUCAGCAAUAAGAAAACGCUCCCGGGUCGCGUG